Molecule: messenger RNA, 2220 nt
Organism: Yarrowia lipolytica CLIB122
Lineage: Eukaryota; Fungi; Ascomycota; Dipodascomycetes; Dipodascales
Cellular component (GO): vacuolar transporter chaperone complex; fungal-type vacuole membrane
Source: RefSeq, a predicted model, not a curated record
AUGCUCUUCGGCGUUCGCCUUCAAAACGAAAUCUACGAGCCGUGGAAGGACCACUACAUCAACUACGACUCGCUCAAGCGACUUCUCCGGGAGAAUGUUGUGCCCAACGACAAGGAGGAGUGGUCUGAGUCCGACGAGACCCGCUUCGUCCAGGCGCUCGACUCCGAUCUCGAAAAGGUGUACUCGUUCCAGACCAACAUGUACAACAAGCUGUCCGACGCCAUUGGCGAGAUUGAGAAGCAGAUUGUCGAGGUCAAGGAGAUUGAUCUUGUGAACCUGGAGCACACCAUCGAGGACAUUCUUGAGAGCGCCCAGCAGCUCGAGCACUUCUCCCGAAUCAACUUCACCGGCUUCACCAAGAUUGUCAAGAAGCACGACCGACUACACUCCAAGUACUCGGUUAAGCCUCUGCUGCAGGUGCGACUCAAGGCCCUGCCCUUCCACAGCGAAGACUACUCGCCGCUUAUCAACCGGCUUUCUGCUGUCUACUCGUUCCUUCGAGAACAGGCUCCCCAGAGCCAGUCGGCGUCCAUCAACGCCAAGUUGUCGUCAUACACCAACGACUCGGAUCUCAACUACACCUCGUACAAGUUCUGGGUCCAUUCCGACAAUCUGAUGGAGGUCAAGACCCGAAUUCUGCGUCACCUUCCCAUUCUGGUCUACAACAACCAGAACGACUCGCAGGACUCUGUUGAUCCCACCCUGACGUCGCUCUACUUUGACAACUCCGACUUUGAGCUGUACGAGGGUAAGCUACAAAAGAAUGACACCUCUCCCUCUCUGCGGCUCAAGUGGGCCGGCAAGACUUCCGACGAGGACUCUCAGAUCUACAUUGAGAAGCGAACCGUCGACCACUCCAUCGCAGGCGGCGAUGAGCGACUCCCCAUCAAGGAAAAGUACAUUGCUGGCUUCAUCAACGGAACCUACCACAUGGAGAAGACUGUCCAGAAGAUGAAAUCUUCGCACGUGCCCGAUUAUCAAGUCGAGGGCUACGAAAAGUCUGUGGAGAACAUCCAGGACUUUAUCCGGGAAAACUCUCUGCAGCCCGUGUGCCGAGCUCAGUACACUCGAACGGCCUUCCAGAUCCCUGGUGACAACCGAGUGCGAGUCAUUAUGGACAAUGACAUUCUCUUCAUCAAAGAGGACGCCUUUGACAAGGACCGACCUAUCCGAGACCCCAACAACUGGCAUCGAACCGACAUCGACGCCGUGUCGGACCCAAAGAAGGUGCUGCGGAAGGGCGAGUACUCCAAGUUCCCCUACGCCGUUCUGGAGUUCCGAGUCCAGAACCGACCUGGUGUUGACACCGCUGACACUGGCAACUCGAUCAUCACCUCGUCGUCUGUGUACCGAAAGCACGGCAAGUGGAUCGACGAACUGACGUCGUCGCAUCUGGUCAAGGAGGUGCCCAAAUUUUCCAAGUUCAUCCAGGGUAUUGCCUCUCUGUACGGUGAGGAUGACAAGCUCAACUUCCUGCCUCUGUGGCUGUCUGUCCUCGAGGAGGAUGAUAUCCGAAUUGAUCCGAAGCAGGCGUUUGAGCAGGAGACUAAGAAACUCAAGGAGCGGGCCAAGACUGCCGCUGUGCGUGCUCGAGCCGCCUCUGUGUCUUCUCCCCGAAAGGGUGCUACCACUCCUGCUGGUCCUUCUUCUUCUACCAAGAAGGUGACCAUCAUGGAGGACGACUCCGACUCUGACGACGACGAGGGGCGACCCAAGAACCGAAAGUCGCUCAAGCACAAGUACUCGAUCCCGUUCCUGGGAACUUUUGGUCCCAAGCUGGACGAUGCGCUUUCCGAGGACGAGGAAGUUGUUCUUCCUCCCGGCGUUGUCAAGCCCGACGUUCUCAUCCGAAACACCGGUCCUGUCAAGGUCGAGACCAAGGUGUGGCUUGCUAACGAGCGAACCUUUAACAAGUGGCUCCAUAUCACCACUCUGCUGUCCGCUCUGACUUUCACGUUGUACUCUUCCGUGCAGGCUGCCGUCGACAAGUCUGUUGCCACCUACGUUGCCUACACUUUGUUUGCGCUGACUCUGUUUUCCGGAAUCUGGGGAUGGUCCACCUACAUGAGCCGGCUGAACUAUAUUAAGCAGCGAAGCGAGAAGCAUCUGGACAAUCCCAUUGGUCCGUUGAUUAUUGCCGUGGCUCUGCUGCUGAUUCUCAUUGUGAACUUCAUUGCCACCUACAAGGCUGUCGGUGAGCCUGUUCCUCUGUGGAAUUAA